GAACGUGUCAAACAGCGACGUGGUGACGUAGUGGUGACGUAGGGGGGACGUACGGAAGCCGGCGUUGGGCAGAUGCAGUCAGAGAGCUUACCGGGUCCCAGUGUUCUGCUGGUGGAACCGUUCUACGGCGGUUCUCACAAACAGCUGAUCGACCUGCUGCAGCAAAACAUCACCAGCUGCUCCGUCUUCACGCUGCCCGCCAAGAAAUGGCACUGGAGGGCGAGAACGGCGGCGCUGCACUUCAGCCAGGCCAUCCCCACCUGUCCCUCAUACAGAGUCCUGUUCAGCAGCUCAGUCCUGAACCUGUGUGAGCUGGUGGCACUCAGACCAGAUCUGGCUCCCCUGAAGAAGGUUCUGUACUUCCAUGAGAACCAGCUGGUUUAUCCGGUCCGCAAAGACCAGGAGAGAGACUUCCAGUACGGAUACAACCAGGUCCUCUCGUGCCUGGUGUCAGACGUGGUGGUGUUUAACUCCGUCUUCAACAUGGACUCCUUCCUGUCCUCCAUCUCCUCCUUCAUGAAGAAGAUCCCAGACCACCGACCCAGAGACCUGGACCUGCUGAUCCGGCCCAAGUGUGUGGUCCUGUACUACCCAGUCCAGUUCCCUGAUGUCAGCAGGCUGAUGCUCAAAAACAAAGUCCUGUACAGACCAGAAGAAAGACCUGGUGAUGAAGACCAGACUCCACGGUUUGGUGAGUCUACAUCAUCAGAUGACCAGCAGGGAGAUCCACAUGAAUCCACAACAGACCAGAGACCAGUUAGUGAGGGGGGCGCUGGAGACCAGAUGAAACCACUUCACAUAGUCUGGCCUCACAGGUGGGAACACGACAAGAACCCUGAACUGUUUUUCUCCACGUUGAUCAAACUGAAAGAGAAACAAGUCGACUUUCUGCUGUCGGUGCUCGGAGAGACCUUCACUGAUGUACCAGAGAUCUUCUCGGAGGCCAGAGGUCAGCUGGAGGGUCACAUCCUGAACUGGGGUUUCCUGUCCAGAGAGCGUUACCUUCAGGUGCUGCUGCAGGCCGACGUGGUCGUCUCCACCGCACGCCACGAGUUCUUCGGAGUCGCCAUGUUGGAGGCCGUUCACUGUGGCUGUUAUCCUCUGUGUCCUAAGGCGUUGGUGUAUCCUGAGAUAUUCCCAGCAGAGUACCUGUACUCCACACCUGAGCACUCUUCUUCUCACUCUAUUGAGCAGCUGUGUAAACGUCUGCAGGGACUCUGCAGGAGGCCCGACAUCACACGGAGACACGUCGUCAAGGUCGACACCUCCUUGUUCUCCUGGACGACGCUGAAGGAGCGUUUUGAGACUCUGCUGGCAGCCGGGUGUCCCUGAACGCACCGCUGUGGCUUCAUUAGCUGUGGAUGGUUUGGCGGUCGUCGGCGCUGCCAGGAAGUCGUCAUGCCUGAGUCCUCGCCACGUCCCUCCACCUCUGAGUCCUGGAUCAAAGGCAGUCUGGAGGACUGGAGACGCAGAGUCUGGACCCGUAAACGUCCUCUAACGUCUUUAAUGUGUGUGGUUUGGGGGGGGGGCUGUUGUGAUGCUGUAGUCCACCACACAGACUGAGCGGCGGCCAGCCGGCGGUUUCUCUCUGUGACCCACCUGAGCUGCCAGGUCCAGGUCUACACUCAAACCAGACUGAAGUGGAUCAGCAGACAGGAGCUCUUUACAUUUCAUCUGAAUGUGUUUAAUGAUUAAA
Anoplopoma fimbria (sablefish) is the source of this 1696-nucleotide messenger RNA. It is a transcript of the gene qtman, whose product is annotated as glycosyltransferase-like domain containing 1. The transcript has 11 exons. The coding region runs from base 73 to 1332 and encodes 419 amino acids. The record is from RefSeq and is a predicted model, not a curated record. Gene Ontology annotation, molecular function: glycosyltransferase activity. Lineage: Eukaryota; Metazoa; Chordata; Actinopteri; Perciformes; Anoplopomatidae.